Mytilus trossulus (common blue mussel) is the source of this 2181-nucleotide messenger RNA. RefSeq lists its product as uncharacterized. NCBI's taxonomy places the organism in Eukaryota, Metazoa, Mollusca, Bivalvia, Mytilida, Mytilidae. The transcript has 3 exons. The coding region runs from base 1 to 2181 and encodes 726 amino acids. The record is from RefSeq and is a predicted model, not a curated record.
AUGUCGUCUCUGUUUUUAACUUUGUCGGAGACUGAAACAAAGGUACUGUCAAAAGGUCUUAAUUUUUGUCCCACGCCGGGCAAAAUAGAUUCUAUACUUUUGGAAGAUGACCUAGACAAGUUAGCAAGAUCCCUCAGAAUUAAGGAAUAUUUUUCUAAAGACACCACAAAAAGUUCCACUGAUAGUGACACAAGUGAUCUCGACUCAGAUGACGACCAAGAAGAUGUCGAUAUUCCCAGAUUCAGGAUAAAAAGUUCAUGGAUUCCUAAACCCAGUAAAUGUGCUACUUUAGAACAUAUUAUUGACAAAAUUAAAUCCGACGUAACAAAUCUGUCCACUGCUACUUCCCAAACAUUCAAAAAUUUAUCUUCUGAAGAAAACGAAGCUGUGCGGUUACUUAAAAACAGAGACGACAUUAUAAUUAAACCAGCAGAUAAAGGUAGCGCUGUUGUCGUCAUGGACAGAUGUGACUACAUUCAAGAGGCGGAACGUCAACUCUCUGAUGAGAGAUUCUAUAAGAAAUUAGACUCUGACCCCACCCCUCAAUUUAACACAGAGAUCACCACAAACCUGAAAAACAUGUGUGAACAGGGACACAUUGAUGAAACCACAUUUAAAUAUCUAAAACCGGAAAAAUCAAAGCCGGGGCGUUUCUAUCUACUGCCCAAAAUACAUAAAGUCAAUAAUCCAGGUAGACCAAUUGUUUCCGCCAAUGACCACCCUACAGAAAAAAUAUCAGAAUUUAUUGACUUUCAUCUCCGAACACACGUAGAAAAUUUACCAUCAUAUAUUCAAGACACAACACAUUAUCUUAAAAAAAUGGAAUCUUUGAACCCUCUCCCACCUGAAACGAUCCUUGUCUCGCUUGAUGUUACCUCCCUCUAUACUAAUAUCCCCCAUGACGAUGGUAUAGAAGCCUGUAGGGAAGUCUGGAACUCUCGUAACACCUUACAUCCACCAACUGAAUGUCUCAUCCAGCUUCUUACUUUGGUAUUAAAAUGCAAUAACUUCACAUUCAAUGGUGAGCACUUUCUCCAAGUUAAUGGAACAGCAAUGGGAACAAAGAUGGCCCCGUCUUAUGCCAAUAUUUUUAUGGGGAAAUUAGAACAGAGAAUUCUCAAUUCUUUUCUUUAUCAACCCCUCUCUUGGUUCCGAUUUAUUGACGAUAUUGACAUGAAGUGGGAUAAUACUAAACAAGAACUAGAUUUGUUUAUUCAACAUGCCAACGAUGCCCAUCCCUCAAUAAAAUUCACAUAUGAAAUCUCUGACUCUAAGAUCACAUUUCUUGACACUACAACGCAAUUGAGGGAUGGAAACAUAUUUACAGAUCUGUAUUGCAAGCCCACAGACAAACAUCAAUAUCUGUCUCCUUCAAGUUGUCACCCUAAACAUUGCACCAAGAGCAUUCCCUACAGCCAGGCCAUACGAAUAAAAAGGAUUUGCUCCACCAACGAUGUUGCCAAAAAACGACUACAAGAACUUCGCGGUCACCUAAAACAUCGGGGCUACAAAAGGAAAGACAUUGAUAAAGGGUUUUCUCGUGCUAGCAACAUCAGCCGAGAUGAACUUUUACAAUAUAAAGUCAAAAAGGUCAACAGGAGGGUGCCUUUUGUGUUGAAUUACCAUCCAAAAUUUGACAACUUGUCUCACCUUAUCCGCGAAAGUUGGAAAGAUAUCGAAAAACAUCCUAAACUAUCCAAGAUCUUUCCCGAGCGACCUGUACUGGCUUUCCGCAGGCCCAAAAGCCUUAAAGACUUGCUGGUGAGAGCUGAGUUAUGCUCUCAAGCAGGCUCUUCGUCAGUGGGCUCUUGCAAGGGUUGUGGAAACAAACGAUGUCUGACUUGCAAACAAAUACUGGAUACCCAGACUUUUAACAGUCACUCCACUGGUACAGAAUACACCAUAUUUUGCAAUGUUAAUUGCAAGACUACAAAUGUUGUGUAUCUCCUACAGUGUAAAUGUGGUAAACAGUAUGUUGGCGAGUCAGAACAGCCGUUUCACAAACGAAUGAACGGUCAUCGUAGCGACUACCAAUGCAAGCCAGACCUCCCUCUUAGUCGUCAUUUGAGAUCCCCUGGCCACACUAAGGCAGAUCUCAAUCGACUGACCAUUACUAUUAUUGACCACAACUCUGCUUGCGCUUUUCUAGAUUUACCUUCAUCGACAACAAAGGAUGUUUAA